Messenger RNA from Prinia subflava (tawny-flanked prinia), 2565 nucleotides. It is a transcript of the gene GJD2, whose product is annotated as gap junction protein delta 2. The record is from RefSeq and is a predicted model, not a curated record. Gene Ontology annotation, molecular function: gap junction channel activity. Gene Ontology annotation, cellular component: connexin complex. Gene Ontology annotation, biological process: cell-cell signaling. NCBI's taxonomy places the organism in Eukaryota, Metazoa, Chordata, Aves, Passeriformes, Cisticolidae. The transcript is spliced from 2 exons. Bases 1380 to 2294 code for a protein of 304 amino acids.
AAAAAAAAAAAAAAAAAAGACUACAGGACUACACUGUUUAUUAUGGCCUGUGUAGUUCUGCCUUAGAAAGAAUUUGAUGUUAAUGAGUUCAAUGGUAGAAAUACUACAAUAAGUCUGAUAAGAAUUUUUAUUAUGUUGUUCUUUAAUGAGAUUACUUGAGCAGGUGUGAAGGUUUACUUGAUUAUGUUGUAAAUAUACAGAAUACAAGGAUAUAUUUUACACUUCACUGGAAAAGUCAAUUCCAAUUGGUACCAAUGUUUUGUGUGGAAAUGUUUGGUGAUGUCUCAGUUACAGUCUGUAAGGGUAUCUGUAAAAUGAAAAAAAACUAUUUUAAACAUAAUUGUUUAUGAGAAUAAAAUAUGUGGUCUGAUAAUAAUGCAGGGAUUUAUUCAAGAUACUUUUUCUUGUACUGUUUAGAGAUGCUUUGCAUGAAGAUUUGUCUAGCAUAAAUACAAUCUUAGUCUCAGUAGUCUCUGAAUUGGCUAUAUGUGAGCUUCAUUUCUCUGCAGUGAUUCUUAUAACUGUAACCAGGGGAGAAUAAAGAUGCAAUUUUAAGUCAAAUAUCUUCCAGGGCUUAGCAGUUCUAACAAGUAAGGUCACUGCUGUAUGUCACCGCUGUUUUGACCUCUAAGGAGCGAGGCAAAGCCCAGCAGUCCCUGGGGACCCCCGGCCAGGUUCCGUGGCUGGAGGGGCCGGGUGUCCCCCUCCGGGCUAGAGCAGCGUUCCGGACGGGCAGGGCAGCGCCGGGGCCGGCGGGCAGCGCUCCCGGGCGGAGCGCGGGCUGUGCGGGCGGGGGCGGAGGGGCAGCGGGCCGGCCGGGCGCUCCGGAGAGGCGGCACUCGGCUGCACAAGGAACCUCGUACCUGCCGGGGCAGCUCUUCCUCCGCCCUCCCUCCUCUUCCUCCUCCUCCUCCGUUUAUUUAUUUCAUUUAUUUUUAUUGCAUUUAUUUGUUUGUAUUCACCGGAAUAAUAAAAAAUGAGAAAAUCCGAGCGCUGCUUUUGGCCGCUCUCCACCAACCUGUCAGUGACGCAAGCGGAGACUACUUAAAGGCAGAUUAGAGGCAGCAAGACAUUAAAGCCAACCUUCCUCCCUCCACGCCGCCGGUCCGCCCGCCGCGCCGCGCCACGAGCCGAGCGGGCCGGGUCGGUGGCGGCUGCCGAGCCGAGCCGAGCCGAGCCGAGCCGAGCCGAGCCGGGGAGCCUCGGCAGGCUGCGCCUCCAGCCGCCCUCCCGCCACCGGACUGCGGGCGGUAGAGACCGGCUGCUCUUCGGCUUGUUUUCCCUCCCCCUGAAAAAAAAAAAAAUAGGAGGGGUGAAAAAAGGCAGAAGUGAAGAGAUCCCCUACGCUUGCCAAAGUCUUUGUCUCCGGAUGAACAGCGAUGGGGGAAUGGACUAUUCUAGAGAGGCUACUGGAAGCUGCCGUGCAGCAGCAUUCUACUAUGAUAGGGAGGAUCCUGCUGACCGUGGUGGUGAUCUUCAGAAUUCUCAUUGUGGCCAUUGUAGGGGAGACGGUGUACGAUGACGAGCAAACGAUGUUUGUCUGUAACACGCUGCAGCCAGGCUGCAACCAGGCGUGUUAUGACCAGGCUUUCCCCAUUUCUCACAUAAGGUACUGGGUGUUCCAGAUCAUCAUGGUGUGCACUCCCAGCCUGUGCUUCAUAACGUACUCCGUUCACCAGUCUGCUAAACAAAGGGAACGGAGGUACUCCACUGUCUUCCUUACCUUGGAAAGGGACCAGGAUUCAAUGAAGCGUGAGGACAGUAAGAAAAUCAAGAACACGAUUGUCAAUGGGGUGCUGCAAAACACUGAGAACUCCACCAAAGAGGCAGAGCCAGACUGCUUAGAAGUGAAGGAAAUCCCCAAUCCUGCUAUCAGAACUACAAAGUCAAAGAUGAGGAGGCAAGAAGGCAUUUCUCGAUUUUAUAUCAUCCAAGUGGUCUUUCGAAAUGCCCUAGAGAUUGGAUUCCUAGUGGGACAGUACUUUCUGUACGGAUUCAAUGUCCCUUCCAUGUACGAAUGUGACAGAUACCCUUGCAUUAAAGAAGUAGAGUGCUAUGUCUCUAGACCCACUGAGAAGACUGUAUUCUUGGUAUUCAUGUUUGCUGUCAGUGGGAUUUGUGUGGUGCUUAAUUUGGCAGAACUGAACCACUUGGGCUGGAGAAAGAUCAAAAUGGCAGUGAGAGGAGUACAGGCAAAAAGGAAAUCCAUAUAUGAAAUAAGAAAUAAGGACCUGCCAAGAAUGAGCAUGCCUAACUUCGGCAGGACUCAGUCAAGUGACUCAGCUUAUGUGUGAGGCUGUGAAAGAACUGAAACACUGUGCCAGGUGGAACAGACCCAGAUACCAUUAGAGAAAGGUACAUUGCUUAGGCAAGCAUUUUAUCAAACCACCAAGAAAGCCAUUAAGGUAUUGGAUCUGCACUUACUGAACCAGCUGCAAAACGCAGCGCUACAUAAAAGACUGAAAAAACAGCUAUAAAACCAUGCUUGACCUAGCCUUACAGCACAGCUACUAUUAUUCCUACUUUUCUUUCUAAUGAUUGGGUUUUAUCUGUCAGUGAAGCAGC